This is a messenger RNA of Bipolaris sorokiniana ND90Pr, 1111 nucleotides long. RefSeq lists its product as uncharacterized. The record is from RefSeq and is a predicted model, not a curated record. The coding region runs from base 423 to 1079 and encodes 218 amino acids. The transcript has a single exon. Lineage: Eukaryota; Fungi; Ascomycota; Dothideomycetes; Pleosporales; Pleosporaceae.
ACGCGGUGCAUGUCGACCUAGUGUCAGAUGGGACCGUUUAGAGCUUUGUAAUGCUAGCCAAGAGCGCAAGGCUUGGAGGGAUGAGAUGCAGUUAAUAUAUAUUGAGGCUUGAUACAGCAAUAGGCGCGACGUCCCAUAACGACUACUGCUAAUCUGUUAUCAAUUGCCGUCAUCUAACUCGGACGCGAGACGCACAACCACCAGCCCCAUACGCCAUACAUCCAGCCCGUGUCGAUCGGACAAGGUUUGAAAACAGGGCCAAGGGCAAACAACGCAGCACAAGAGCCCAGCACCUUGAGAGUACGCUGGGCACACAGAUACUCGAAUUCAUAAACGCCACUCAGUCCCUCGCACGCACAUACGCACGCACGCACGCACGCACGCCAGCCAGCAUCCUGUAAACCAUCCAACCCAAUUUCAAGAUGUCGUCCUACGACUCCAACAAAUCCAACUACCUCCACACUCAAUACCAGCAACACCCCCAAGCACCGCCUUACCCCACGACUCCCAACGCCCCCCAGUCUCCAAGCUACUUUUCGCAAAUGCCUCAGCAGCAAUCUCAGCAAAUGUACUCAUCCUCGCCUCCCUACACUCAACCUUCAUUUCCCCACCAGCAAUCGCAACACCAACAAACCCGUCACACCCGCACAUCCUCCACAUCUUCCAUGUCGCACAGCUACCCCCCACCCCCGGGACCCCCUCCAGCCUCGCACUCAGGCCAACAACCAAUCGGCAUCCCAAUCCACCAACCCACCCCACAUCAUUACCAUCCUUACGCAUCUUCCUACCCCCCUCCUCCUGCUCCACCGACAUCAACAAAUUACACACCGCACGCUCGUUCAAUGUCGACAUAUAGCCACCAUCACGAGGAUGAGCAUGGCAGCAGGUACGGGAAUGGGAACGGGAAUGGGAAUAGGGAUGGGAAUGGGAAUGGGGAGUUGGAUUCAGAGACGGAAAGAGAGUAUAAGCGAAGGUAUGCGAGGGAGAAGAGGGUGGAGAGACGACCGACGCUGGGAGGGAGUUUGUUGAGUAUGGUUGAUGCGGUGGGGAAGGCGUUUGGAGGGGCGGGAAGGCAUUGAUUUGGAUUGACUAGAUUGUUGGAAGGGCGGGG